This is a messenger RNA of Drosophila innubila, 1334 nucleotides long. RefSeq names its product UPF0046 protein C25E10.12. The record is from RefSeq and is a predicted model, not a curated record. The transcript is spliced from 2 exons. Gene Ontology annotation, molecular function: hydrolase activity. Lineage: Eukaryota; Metazoa; Arthropoda; Insecta; Diptera; Drosophilidae. The coding region runs from base 122 to 1048 and encodes 308 amino acids.
AUUCUUAUCUAUUUUAUCGGCAAAUCGGCGUGUAUUUUUGAUUUAUAACAAAUACCGUGUACUUACUAGCGAUAGUGACAACUGGCGUAUCAUGUUGUGAUUAGUUUGAGAAGGAACAACAAUGGAUACAGUGUCUGCAGUAAGUGUGCAUCCGCUGACAAGCGACCCAACAGCCGCCUGGAAUGAGAUCAGCAAAUCACAGCGUGUCAUAAAAGUUGUGAUGAAGCCACCAACAACAACAGUGGCACCCAAUAAGGCGCGAGUUGUCUGCAUGUCGGACACGCAUUCAUUGACACCUUACAUUAAGUUUGAUAUACCCGAUGGCGAUAUAUUCAUACAUGCCGGCGACUUUACCAAAUGCGGCCAAUUGCAGGAGGUGAUUGAGUUCAACAAUUGGAUUGGUGCACUGCCUCACAGGCACAAAAUUGUGAUUGCCGGCAAUCACGAGCUCAGCUUCGAUCGCACCUUCACGCAUCCCUUUCAGAACAAGCAGACGGGCAAACAAUCACAUGGCGAACGCUCCAAGCACUCAGGCAUGUCCAUACUGGACGACCUGCCCACGCUGGGGAAUGACAAGGAGAGCAUGGAGAGCGCGGUGCAAACGCCCAACAUCAGAGAUGCCUUAACCAACUGCACUUAUCUGGAGGAUGAGCUGCUGGAACUGUGGGGAGUUCGCAUCUAUGGUUCCCCCUGGCAGCCCGAGUUCUGCAGAUGGGCCUUUAAUGUGCCGCGUGGCACUGCCUGCCUGGAUAAAUGGAAUCAGAUACCAGUGGGCGUGGAUAUACUGGUCACACACACGCCACCUGUCGGUCAUGGUGAUCUCUGUUGCUCUGGCGUUCGUGCCGGAUGUGUCGAGUUGUUGACCACUGUGCAGCAGCGGGUGAGACCCAAAUACCAUGUAUUUGGACAUGUACACGAGGGAUAUGGCAUCACCAGCGAUGGCAGGAUCAUCUAUGUGAAUGCCUCCACCUGUGACAUCAAUUAUUUACCCAACAAUGCACCCAUUGUGUUCGAUGUGACGCUGCCUCCGGGUAUUAGCAAGGAUUAAUCUGAAAUACCCCUUAAAUUUAAUAGUAAACUUAAGUUUGCCAUUUGAAAAUCAGGAAUUUAAAACCCCUUUCCACUUGAAGUGUUCAGAAUGUCACAAAAAUUUUAAUUUAUCUAGCAUUAUUUUGUUUAGGUCAUAAAUUUACAUAUUUUUAUAGUGGAAAGAGGCUUUUACUUAAUGACGUUUUGCCCACAACAACUGUAAUUUUAGCUUACUUAAUAUAAUUUAAUAUUUUAUGUACCCACCCACAAAAUGCUCAUUAAAAGUGUCCUUUUUAAGUUACAAA